Molecule: messenger RNA, 2016 nt
Organism: Ooceraea biroi (clonal raider ant)
Lineage: Eukaryota; Metazoa; Arthropoda; Insecta; Hymenoptera; Formicidae
Gene: Hexo1
Product: beta-hexosaminidase 1
Biological process (GO): glycosaminoglycan metabolic process; carbohydrate metabolic process; protein deglycosylation
Cellular component (GO): plasma membrane
Molecular function (GO): beta-N-acetylglucosaminidase activity
Source: RefSeq, a predicted model, not a curated record
CCACGCAAACACAGUAUGAAUACGAUGAUCAGGCGAAGGAUCAAAUCAUUCUGCGGACGACAUUCGAGCGUUCGACGAACAACGGUCUCGGCGAUCAUUUUCAGAGUCAUGAUCGCUCUAGUAAUCUUUGUUUUUGUGUUUCAAUUCAACGGCAAUCAGGCUGAGGAGUACGCUUCCCCUUGGCAAUAUAAAUGCAAUGGCGGUUUGUGCCAAAAGGAGUUAAUCACGGAACAGGACACCAAUCCUCUCUCCCUCAGCGUGUGCCAAUUGUGCUGCAGUCAAGGUGGAAUCCUUUGGCCAAAGCCAACAGGACACCUGUCCAUUGGUACAAAUGUGGUGCAGCUUAAUCCUGACAACAUCGUCUUAUCCGGGAUUUCUACUCAGACGGUAGUAGGAAAUCUCCUGCAGAAAAACUUGGAUCGUCUAAAGGCGACCGCGAAGAAGCUCGGCGCUCCUGUGACCUUGAAGGAUGGUGGCACCAAGUUGGUGAUUCGCUUCGACGAAAAAAUUAAGGUCGAUGACGCCAAGCUCACCUUGGACACGAAUGAGAAUUACACUCUCCAAAUAGCUCUGAUCGAUGGACAGGUGGAAGCCCGUAUCACAGCGAGCACCUACUUUGGAGCUCGACAUGCGAUGGAAACACUCAGCCAGUUAAUCGUCUUGGACGACCUGCGUAAUCAGAUUCAAAUAGCGAGCGAUGUCUACAUAGCGGACACUCCAAAGUAUCCUUAUCGUGGAAUUCUUCUGGAUACCAGCCGAAAUUAUGUUGACAAGGAGACGAUCUUGCGGACGAUCGACGGUAUGGCCAUGUCCAAGCUGAACACGUUCCACUGGCACAUCACUGACUCCCAAAGUUUUCCCUAUGUCAGUAAAACAUGGCCCAAGUUUGUUAAAUACGGUAGUUACACGCCAACCAAGAUUUACACGCCCGAGAUGAUUAAAGAGAUCGUCGACUAUGCCUUAGUCCGUGGUGUCAGAGUCCUGCCGGAAUUCGAUGCACCCGCUCAUGUUGGCGAGGGAUGGCAGUGGGUUGGUGACAACACGACGGUUUGCUUCAAAGCUGAGCCUUGGCAGCGUUAUUGCGUGGAGCCACCAUGCGGGCAGCUAAAUCCUACCAGCGAAAAACUAUACGACAUUCUCGAGGGAAUCUAUAAAGACAUGCUAGAGGAUUUCCAACAGCCGGAUAUUUUCCACAUGGGUGGUGACGAGGUGAACAUCAACUGCUGGAAGUCCGCGAAUAUCAUUACCGACUGGAUGAUGAAGAAGGGAUGGGAUCUCAGCGAGAGGAGCUUCUACCUGCUGUGGAACUACUUCCAGACGAAAGCUCUUGAGAAAUUGGAAAUCGCCAAUGGUGGUCAGAAUAUUCCGGUUGUUCUUUGGACCAGCGGGCUCACUAAUGAGGAGAAUCUUCAAUAUCUGGAUCCGGCAAAAUACAUCAUUCAGAUUUGGACAACUGGUUCUGACGAAACCAUUGGUAGACUGCUACGUGACGACUUUAGAGUUAUUUUUUCGAACUAUGACGCCCUGUAUCUUGAUUGCGGAUUCGCAGCUUGGGUAGGUGAGGGUAACAAUUGGUGUUCGCCAUACAAGGGCUGGCAGAAGAUCUAUGACAAUUCUCCACUACAGAUAACCAAGAAUCUAGGAUAUGCGAACAAGAAACAUCUUAUUUUAGGUGGAGAAGCGGCGCUUUGGACUGAACAGGCAGACAGCAUGUCUGUCGACUCGAGGUUGUGGCCAAGAUCAGCCGCGAUGGCCGAGAGAUUGUGGAGCGAACCGGACUCGUCAUGGCAUCAUGCCGAGCAAAGAAUGUUGAGACAUCGUGAGAGACUCGUCGAACGAGGCGUUUAUUCAGACAGCUUGGAACCUGAAUGGUGCCUCCAAAAUCAAGGCUCAUGUUACAUGUAGAUUUUAUACUACGAUGGUAUGAAAACCUACGCCUUCCUUUUUGAAAAAAUAUGAACUGUUGUUUUUUAUAAACACAUUUAAUGUUUAAGAAUAAAUCAUCAUGUGUUUUAA